Messenger RNA from Hevea brasiliensis (rubber tree), 3795 nucleotides. Its product is annotated as auxilin-related protein 2. NCBI's taxonomy places the organism in Eukaryota, Viridiplantae, Streptophyta, Magnoliopsida, Malpighiales, Euphorbiaceae. Gene Ontology annotation, cellular component: intracellular membrane-bounded organelle; vesicle; cytoplasm. The record is from RefSeq and is a predicted model, not a curated record. Gene Ontology annotation, biological process: clathrin-dependent endocytosis; clathrin coat disassembly. Gene Ontology annotation, molecular function: clathrin binding. The transcript is spliced from 8 exons. Bases 333 to 3272 code for a protein of 979 amino acids.
AGAAGAAGAAACCUAAUUAAUUAAGAUUUGGUCCUCUCUUCUCCUUCACUUUUAUAAAAAAGGGAAAAAACACAAAAAAAAAAUUCAAUUUCCUCCAUUUUCAUUAGUAAAUAUUUUUGGAUUUCCCUUAAUUUUGCUAUAAUUGACUAGUCACCCUCUAAUUUUGUUUAUCUUUUUACCCUCCUCAGGCUCAGUCCUCUCUCGGUCUCUACCACUCCCGUGAUUUCCUUUAUCUUUGAGCAAUUUGUGUUGUUAGAUCUGAAAAAAUUUCAUUUCCCAAACAACCACCCACUCGCCGGCCGACCAGAUCCACCGCCGCUGAAUUCAAAUCUAUGGAUGAUUUUCCUGGUCUCUUGGCCCGGGACUUCGGCUUCAAACCCCAGGGUAAAUCCGCCCCCAUGGCUCCGUCCCGUAAUACCAACACUAACACUAACACUUUCUCCUCUGUCAAUUUCGGUCUCGGAUCCAGUGCUUCUGCUCACUCCCGAUCAUCCUCCGCUUCCAACAAAUCUGCUCCUAUUUUCGAUGAUCAUGAUCACGAUCGCGAUGUCAGUGAUGGUCUUUUGUUCAACGACGUCUUUGGUGGCCCGCCAAAGUAUGCGGAAUCGCGUGGCGGUGGUGCUGGUGGAGGAAUUAACUCCUCCUCUUCUGCAUUUGAUUAUGACUCCAUUUUCAAGGACCAGAAUGCGAAAUCUUCGUCUCUUCCGGUUUUUGAUAAGCCAGUUUAUGAUGAUGAUAUUUUUGAUGGAUUGCCUGGUCUCAAGAGUUCGUCUGUGGGUCCGCAAUCGGCUAAGUUUGAUGAUGCGUUUACUUCGAUCGGUACUGCUUCUUCCCCAAAACGUAGGGCGCAAAACAACAGCUCGCCAUUCGAUGAUCUGUUGGAGAAUUUAGGUAAAAAGGAGACUGAAUCCAGGAGAGAGACUGCCAAAGCGGAUAAGGAUUCAGCUGCUUUUGAUGAUUUGCUUCCUGGUUUUGGUCGCAGUAGCUCCCCUAGUAUUCCCAGGUCAACUUCAGAGUCCAGUCGGUCCCAGAAACCAUCAGCAAAUUCGGCCAGGAUAACCUCCAGUAUAAUAGAAGACCCUUUUGUUGUCUUAGAAUCAGCUUCAACCCCUGCAUCUUCAUCCUCAGGGUUGUAUGUAGACCCAUUGGAAGAAAUUAGUAAAUUCAGUAGCUCUGGAAACACAAAGGUUGAUAAUUCAUCGGUCAAUACAGGAGUAUUUGAUGAUAUGGACUCCUUUGAUAAUCUUGGAAAAUCUGUACCUCCAGUUUCACAUGGAGUCAAUAGGAGAGGAAAAGACAGGAGCCCUCUAAGAACUGGACCAAGCAUGGGUGGCACUUUUUCAACUUCUAGUAAAGAGCCAGUUGACAAAUAUCCUGUGGAUGAAGCUGAAGGCCAGUCACAGAGGAAUAUGCCUAAUGAUGAUUUCCAGGAAUCACAUGAAACAUUGUUUGAUAUGCCUUCUGUUGGUCAAAAUGUCUCAUCUCCUUCAUAUGUGAAUGCCAGUACUAAUGAGGCAAAUUCACCUCCAAGAUCUGAAGAUAUUUCAGAAUCACCUGAUGAUGUGUGGCUUACUGUGUCGGAAGUUCCACUUUUUACUCAACCCACAAGUGCUCCACCCCCUUCAAGACCCCCAAGGCCUCUACCACCUCGGAUUUCAAAGUCAGAGACAGGUUCUUUUUCAUCAACAAACUCAAGGAAGAAGGUUAAUGAAUAUUCCACUUCAUAUUCUCAAAGCCCCAGGUCAGCUCGUGCAACAAGGAGCUCAGUGGCAUCUCAAAUGGACGAACUUGAAGAUUUUGCAAUGGGUAGAACCCAGAGCAAUGUUAGUGAACAUGCUGAUGUUCUUUAUGGAGAAGAUGUGGAUGCAAAUGCAUCUUCUGCUGCAGCAUCUGCUGCUGCCAUGAAGGAGGCCAUGGAUAAAGCAGAGGCUAAAUUCAGGCAAAUGAGAGAAAGGGAGUAUCUAAAGGCUGCUAGAAGUAGAGAAACUGGUCAACUAGAUAAAGAUAUGCAAGAAGCUCAGCAGAAAGAAUUAAAAGAAAGGCAGGAGAGAUUGGAUCGUGAGAGGCAACAAAGGGAAAGGGAGGAGGAAGGGAAAGAACAGAGGAGACUUGAGAAAGAGAGGGAACGAGAGGAGAAAGAAAGAGAGCAGAGGAGGCUUGAGAGAGAGAGAGAGCGAGCAAGGGAGAUUGAGAGAGAAAGGGAAAAGGCCAGACAAGCAGUAGAAAGGGCUACUAGAGAGGCACGUGAAAGAGCAGCUGCUGAAGCACGCCUAAAAGCUGAAAGGGUUGCUGUGGAAAAGGCAGCUGCUGAAGCUCGAGAGAGAGCAGAAAGAGCUGCAGUUCAGAGAGCACAAGCUGAAGCCCGUGAAAGGGCAGCAGCAGAGGCAAGAGAAAGAGCUGAAAAGGCUGCUGCAGAAGCACGGGAAAGGGCAAGUGCAGAAACAAGAGAGAGAGCUGCAGUUGCAAGGGCUGAAGCUGAUGCUAGACAGAGGGCUGAACGAGCUGCUGUUGAAAGGGCUGCAGCAGAGGCUCGAGAAAGGGCUGCUGCAGAUGCUCGAGAAAGGGCAGCUGCUGCCGCUAGAGCAAACCAACAGAGGAAUGAAAAUGAUCUUGAAUCAUUCUUCAGUUCUCGAGCGAGCAGUGCGCCAAGGCCUAGGGCUACCUCUUCGGAUCCUUUCUUUGAUACCCAGAAUAAGGGAGGGUCUGAAGCUGCCAGAAGGACAUCUGUUGUAGCUACAUCUAGCAUGAAGAAAGCAUCUUCAACUGCAAACAUUGUUGAUGAUCUAUCUUCAAUUUUUGGAGCUACUGGAACAUCUGGAGAGUUCCCAGAGGUUGAAGGGGAAACUGAAGAGAGGCGAAGGGCUAGGUUGGAACGUCACCAAAGGACUCAAGAGCGUGCGGCAAAAGCACUGGCUGAGAAGAAUCAACGGGAUCUUCAAGUUCAGAGAGAACAAGCAGAGAGACAUAGGAUUUCUGAAACACUUGAUGUUGAGAUCAAGCGUUGGGCUGCAGGGAAAGAGGGGAAUCUACGUGCUCUGCUAUCGACAAUGCAAUAUGUGCUGUGGCCUGAAUGCGGUUGGCAGCCUGUUUCGUUGACUGAUUUGAUUACUGCAGCUGCUGUUAAGAAAGCUUAUAGGAAGGCAACUUUAUGCAUCCAUCCUGAUAAAGUACAACAAAAAGGUGCCAAUCUUGAACAAAAAUAUAUCGCAGAGAAGGUGUUUGACUUGCUGAAGGAAGCAUGGAACAAGUUCAAUUCUGAGGAGCUAUUUUAAUUCCUGUGGUGAUAUUUUGCUCCAAACUACUUGAUUAGGCAAUCAUACUAUUUAGUGGGGGUGGAAAUGCGCAAUUGUUCCAGUAGAUGUAUUCUUGUAUCUGCUGUAAUUGGUGUUGCAUCAUAUCACUGAUAAAAACGCCAACAGGGGACUUAUCAUUGUAGCUAUUGAGAUACCGGAAGGUUGAAGUAGUCUCGCAUAAUUCAGGUGGCUGUAAAGGUACUUUCCUCCAGCACAGGGCGCCUGAAGGCUGGAAUUACUUCUCCAUGUAGAGUAUCGUUCUGCAUACCCCAAUGGCAUUAGAUGGGGGGUGGGAAGGUUUUUUUCCAUUUUUUUUGUUAAUUCUUUUCUAUAGUUAUAUAUAUUUUUUUCCCUUGUGGGUUUUCUUUUGGUGGUAGAGCAUGAUAUUUUGAGUGGAUACAAAUAUGUUUAUUGAUGUCAAAAUGACCUUACUUCGCUUUGUAUGAUUGUUGGGCUGUUGACUCUGAGCUGUACGUUUAAUGGAUAAAUAUAUUUUUUGUCA